Molecule: messenger RNA, 741 nt
Organism: Anisakis simplex (herring worm)
Lineage: Eukaryota; Metazoa; Nematoda; Chromadorea; Rhabditida; Anisakidae
Source: the annotation of a GenBank genome assembly
ACGGCCGUCUACAAUCCAAAUGGUAUUGAUCCGGUGAAACUGAACGAAUGGAAAUGCAAACAUGGCACGCUGAAGGGUUAUCCGGAUGCGAAAGCAUACGAACCGUUCGACGAGUUGAUCUAUCAGAAAUGUGAUAUCUUUGUGCCGGCUGCUUGCGAGAAAACAAUUCACAAAGGAAACGCUGCAAAGAUUCAAGCCAAGGUGAUCGUCGAAGCAGCAAAUGGACCGACAACACCGGCUGCCGAUAAGAUUCUACUGAAACGCGGUAUUCUUUUGGUGCCGGAUUUGUUCGUUAACAGUGGUGGUGUUACGGUAUCAUAUUUCGAAUGGCUGAAAAAUUUGAAUCAUGUCAGCUUCGGCCGAUUGUCAUUCAAAUAUGAUAAAGAGAGCAGUUAUGGACUACUCGGAAGUGUGGAGGAAUCACUGAGGAAGGGCGUUGGAAAAGAUAUCAAAAUAAAGCCAUCGGAAGCGUUCCGGAACCAUUUGGAUACUGCAUCCGAGAAAGACUAUGUGAACUCGGGUCUUGAGUACACAAUGCAACGUUCAGGUUUUAAUGAUGACCUCUAUUCGAGAUCAUAUAGAGCCACGAAUAUGAUCAAACUAGUCGUUCAUUUUGCAGCCAAACAAGUGAUCGCAACGGCACAUAAAUAUAAUCUUGGACUCGAUUUGCGUACGGCUGCAUAUGCGAAUGCAAUCGAGAAGGUUUAUAACACGUACCGAACACUUGGAUUCGCCAACUGA